UCAUUUAACUGCCUUCUAAUACGUUAGCUAAGAGCGCGUGCAAGGCUGCGUUACAGCCCUGUGUUUUGCAUUGUACAAUUUGUUACCAUAAAUGUACCAUUUUAAGGAAGUUCGAUGGAUUUCCUUUAGUUAAUAUUUUCGGGUUAUUAACGUUUAAAUAUUUAUCACUUUUUCAAUACUAAUAUAUCGUUAAGUCCACAGAAAAUAAUUAGCCAUGGAUGAUGUAAAAGAAUCACCUUGUUAUGAAAAAUGUAAAUCAUUAUUAUUCACAUCAACUCCUUAUAAAAAUUUUAAUGAUAGUGGAUAUAAUACACCAUGUUCAACUUUAACUAAUGCUUCAUCUAAUCUUAGUCAUAUAUCUGAAGCCUCCAUUGUAUUUGAUCACACAUCACUUGAUUCUUCCCUUCUACAGUUGUCUUCAAAUACACCUACUUUACCUCAAAAAACUAUUGAAAAAAAAUCUAAAGUUGUCAUUAAAACAUUCAAGUCAAAAAAAUGUUCUUCUUCAUCAGUAUUAACUUAUACAGAAAAUUCACCUUCUAAAAAAUUCAAAUAUUCUUCAGAUUUAAGAAUGCGUUUUCGGUUAAAUAACUGUUGUAAAAAUGAUGAAAAUGUUUUGAUAAAAAAAAGUUCUUGUUCAUCAAGCUAUACAAAUUAUAAUAGAGUACCCUUAGAGGGUCGAGAUAAAAUUGAUAUUAUGUAUUUUUUAGGAGAACGUCAUCAUUUUUUACCAGUUAUUGAAAAAAUAUGCUCAUAUUUAUCAGAUGUUGAUAUUAUAUCAAUAUCUAUGGUUUCUAAAAUUUGGAAUAAUGCCAUUAAAUAUUCACCUUCUGCUCAAAAAAAGAAAAAUUUAUACUUUAAAUUAUCGAAAGAAAACAGAGAAAAUGAAGGUCAUAAUCGGGCAAUCUCUUAUAGAAAAGGCCAUUUAGUUAACAUUGGAAAUGUUAUGUGUUCUCCUGUCAAAAGAGACUUAAUACUUAAAAGUCCACCAGUUAGUCCUAGUAAAUUUAGGUGGCAUGUCUUUCAAAAAGAAGCUAGAAAAUUAAAAUUUAAUCAACGUUUGAUACAAUGUCCAUUAUGCAGAAAGCCAUCAUCAUGGGCACCAUCUCAAUCAACUAAAGCACAAUGUCAUGGACUGCAUUGUGGUUUCACUUUUUGUACAAGUUGUAUGUGUGAAUAUUCAGAUAUUUCUGGUCAUAAAUGCAAAAGUGUACCCAUAUCAUCAAAUAUUCGUCGAACCCUUGUUUCAAGUAUAUCUAAAAGUAAACAUAAUCUUAGACGAUUGUUGUAAUUUUUAGGUGUAAGAUGUCAUCUAUGUAUGGUAAUAACCAUUGUAUUUUUUGUUAAAAAAAUUAAUUUGCAGUAUAGUUGUAUAUUUGAUGUAAAUUAUUUAUUAGGUAUUACACAAACAAUAAAUUUAUGUGGUUUCCA
Molecule: messenger RNA, 1431 nt
Organism: Daktulosphaira vitifoliae (grape phylloxera)
Lineage: Eukaryota; Metazoa; Arthropoda; Insecta; Hemiptera; Phylloxeridae
Product: F-box only protein 5-like
Exons: 3
Coding region: 215-1291 (358 amino acids)
Biological process (GO): negative regulation of meiotic nuclear division; regulation of mitotic nuclear division
Cellular component (GO): nucleus
Molecular function (GO): protein binding
Source: RefSeq, a predicted model, not a curated record